AUGGAGAGUGUUCAGACUGUGGAUGUGAGCUGGCUCCAUCACUCACAGAAAGGCAAGUCUUUUGGCCCAACCCUUCCCUAUCCUGAGCCGUCUUUCGAACCGACAGCGGAACUCCGCACAACUUCUUACCGAGGGCCAACCACGCCCCCGUCCUCAGGGAACUCUGCGCCGCAGCGAGAACCCGAGAAUAAUGUCGCGAAACCUGAGGAGAAGGAAAAGCCGCUGCAACCAUCCUUGCCGGAGAAAACUGCCGAGCCGAAACUGCCGGCUACCCCAUCUCCAGCGUCGCAGAAGAGUGCUCCGAAACCAGUCGGUGGACGGCGGAAUUCCUGGAUCUCUAGUCUGAGCUCAAAGUUCUCUUCUGGGUCAACCCCGCCAUCUCAGUCAAGCCUCAAGGCUUCACCGGCGAGCCCCAAAGCCACUUCUCCCCUCGAUACGCACAAUCCAUUCGGGGCGGCAUUUUCGCCUAAGGAUAAAGAGGACGAGAAGAAGGACGAGCCCAGUCCCUUCACCUCAUCAUCACCCAAAGGCCCCUCAUUCCUUCACAAUGCUUUGCGCAAGUUUUCAUCCAAUUCGGGUGGACUGCCCAAGUUACCACCCAACGGGGUGUGUUGCCCUCGCCGGGUGAUGAAUUUGGAUCCAAACCGAGAGCGUUGCAAGAUUUCCGAGUUGAACCAGUCUAAACUGAACCGAGUCGCAUUUUGCGUGGACGUGGAGAUUGCGGGUAUCUCUCAUCGAGACACCGAUGAAGAUGCUCCCCCCACUAACCAGCUACGCCAAUCCCUCCCCGAGUCACACCGGCAGAAAGCUAAAAAGGCCGAGGCGGCCAAGGAGCAAGCUAAAGAGGAAGCUGAAGUAUCAAAAGAGCCCCAGCCCGCAGUAGUCGAAAAAGAUACCCCAGCCCCGACCCCAGCUCCAGCUCAGGAUCCUGCAUCUGCUCAGGGCACAUCGCCAUCACCAUCUCCACCCACCGAAGCCAGCAGCCCACCAAAUGCUGAGCCCGCUCUAUCCGAGCCCAACAAUAAUCCUAGCGCUACGCCCGGAACAGAUGCGAAGCCCAACGGCGAAGCCAAAGACCCGUCAAGGAAAGCAGAGAAGAAGAAACGAUCGGAGGAGGAACGAAAGGAACGGAAAGAACGCAAACGGAGACAGGCCGUUGCAAAUGGCUCAAUACCCUUGCAACUCUCCGCCGACACAGAAGAUGACGAAGCUCGACCACCAGCAAACGGCACAGCCCGCGCGAAGACUCAAAGCCAUCCUACAACAGAUCCGGUUCGGAUAUACCGCCGAUGCUGUCAAUUACGAGAAACACCAGUCCUCAAAAGAGUCGUUGAUGAGAUUUCCUCUCCUUCAUCGACUCUAGCCGAAUCCCCCGGAACCGUCGGCGCUCUCGAUCUCAGCAAUUUCCCGAUGACAACACAAGACAUCGCAACCUUCAGUGACUGGCUCGCGAUCGUUCCCGUCCGAAAGCUUCUUCUCGAAAAUUGUUCAUUGAAUGAUGAAUCCAUCCGGGCUAUUCUGGCAGCUUUGCUUGCCACGAAGACAGUUGAACAGAUGCGUUCUCGGCGAAGACGCGCUAGGAGAGCGGAUUCGCCGCCCGUCAAGGACGAACGAUGGGGUGUUGUGGAGAAGCUGUCCCUCAAAGGCAAUACCAAAAUCGGCCGCGAAGGAUGGCGCCAUAUUGGUUUGUUUGUUCAUUUGUCUAGAUCUUUGAAGGCAAUCGACAUUUCUGGAAUUCCAUUCCCAAAAUGUCAGGUUCCAUCACCGGAUGGAUCAACCCAGCCGUUGACCAAGCCCGAUGUCUGCAAUGUCUUCGCCGACGCUCUUGCCGAACGUUUCAGCGGCGACCAUCUUGAAGAGCUCCUAAUGAGUGAAUGCAAGCCUUCCAGCGGGCAGGUCAAGAGGAUAUGUGAGGCCGCCACGAAAAUGGGGCUGCGCCGGCUGGGUCUUGCGAACAACGGCCUAACGAGAGAAAGCUUGGGGCAUGUCAUCGAGUAUCUUAGGUUUGGCCAAUGCGAAGGUCUAGAUCUGGGAGGAAAUAUCAUCAAGGAUGAUAUCGAUAUUCUCACAGAGGCCAUCGAGCCCGAGCUACCACUGUAUGCGCUCAGUCUUGCAGACUGCUCCUUGAACCCAACGGUAAUAUGUCGACUGCUUCAGGCCCUCACCCGGCUUCACAAUUUGCGCUUCAUCGACUUUUCCCAUAAUCGAGAUUUGUUCUCGGUCCAGCCGACCUCUAUCGGUGCAUUCCGACGCUUCCUCCCCAAAAUGCCUUCUCUGAAGCGGAUCCACCUGGCCGAUGUCGCGCUCGCUCCAGACAAUGUCAUUGGCCUUGCCGAGAUCCUUCCGGAAUGCCCAAGUCUGUGCCACUUGAGUAUCCUAGAAAAUCCUCAGAUUGUCUCAUUGGCUUCCGGUACAAAUCCCGAGAUCCAAGAGGAAGCAUGCGCAGUAUAUGCUUCAAUGCUCGCCGCUGUCCGCGUAUCGCAGACAAUCAUUGCCGUUGAUAUCGAAAUUCCGACAGCGGAGAACAACGAAGUUGUGAAGGCUCUUGCGUCCCAGAUUGUGGCCUAUUCUCUGCGGAAUCUUGAGGGUGGCGCCAUCGCUGAAGAACUGUCCGAGACGAUAUCUUCAUCUCAAUCCAGAGAUGUGCCAGUACCAGAGAUUCUGCAACACAUUGUGGGACAUGCGGGCUUCCCCAGCACUGAGGAAAUCGCUGGCGGCGACGAAGAAGACGAACCGGCUCCCGAUGAAGACUAUGUCAUUGGUGGCACUGGUGUCGUCAAGGCCUUGGGUGUCUGCCUUGGUAAUUUGGACCAGCAGUCUGGUGAAAUUGGCGGUGACAUGUCUCUGCCUCCAAGUGGCACUACCACCCCCAGACGCCGCAAGUCUCGAAGCGUUGUCACUAAGCGACCCCGCGAUAUGUCGAAGAAUCUGCUGGAGUCGGCACGUAACAUUCGCACUCGUAUCCAGUCGGCCCUUGUCCGCGAGGACCGAGCUGGUAACGAUGCCAACUAUAGACGCCUUCAAUUCUUGGAUUAUACCUUGCAUAAGAUGAUCCAGCGCUUCGAAGACGAAUAUCCUGAAACGCGUCUCCCUCAAGUAACACCGGCAUCGGUUGCGCCCGACAACGGAUCUCAGCAUUCGAGUGAAGACGCCAUUGACCCGGGUGCCCUUAGUAGCAAUCUGACCAGCAGCAUUAUCGAAAAUGAGAAUGCUGUCGACGACGAAGAAACCGACCAAUACGCAAUUCAUCUAUCUCGCACUAGCUCAAUGACAUCUCUGCACGCUCGCGCCAUGACCUCAGAAGAAGGCCACGUCCACCGUCUCGGCCAAAAUCUCCGCCGUGACUUCCUCAACCCAUCUAUGGGCGAGGGCGAGGUGGACGAAGAUGACCAGUCCCAUCUCGUCGCUCUCCGCGAGAAGUUGGAACGUCUCCACGAACAACAAUCACAGUCGCCAUUCGACAGCGCCCGUGCUGAAGAAGCCUUUGAGAAACUCGGCAACACGGUCGAUGAGCUCUGGGCAGCUCAACACCAAGAUGCCGAGGGUUUCGAGAAAUUCAAGCAAUCGCAGAUCGCAGCUCAUAUUAAUAGUCGAAUGGCUUUAUCUGGUGCUAGCGAUCCCGCUGCCGACGAGGAGGGUCAGGUCUCCGGAAGCAAGUCGCCUUCUUCGUCUUAG
Molecule: messenger RNA, 3675 nt
Organism: Penicillium manginii
Lineage: Eukaryota; Fungi; Ascomycota; Eurotiomycetes; Eurotiales; Aspergillaceae
Product: putative cell wall biogenesis protein Mhp1
Exons: 3
Coding region: 1-3675 (1224 amino acids)
Biological process (GO): activation of GTPase activity
Molecular function (GO): guanyl-nucleotide exchange factor activity
Source: RefSeq, a predicted model, not a curated record